Molecule: messenger RNA, 4065 nt
Organism: Colletotrichum higginsianum IMI 349063
Lineage: Eukaryota; Fungi; Ascomycota; Sordariomycetes; Glomerellales; Glomerellaceae
Product: MRC1-like domain-containing protein
Exons: 2
Coding region: 1-4065 (1354 amino acids)
Biological process (GO): mitotic DNA replication checkpoint signaling; activation of protein kinase activity; mitotic G2 DNA damage checkpoint signaling
Molecular function (GO): anaphase-promoting complex binding
Source: RefSeq, a predicted model, not a curated record
AUGGCUUCAGAAAAGUCCGCGUCGCGCUCACCCAGCGCAAGCCCGGCGCCAGAGACAAUGCUCUCGCUGAAAUCACGAAUGGAGGCCCGACUGGCCGCCAUCGACACCAGUUCCGACGACGACGAACCCAGAAAUACCGGACGCAAGAGCAAAACACCCCCGGUACGCACCCAAGAUAGUGACUCUGAAGAAGAAGUCGUCUUCCGCCCCAGAGGCCGCCUCGCUGCCCAGCUACAGGGCGGCACCCAGCCAGCAGGCUCGGACGAACCCGAGACCUUCCUUGACCGUAUCAAGAAACGGCUGGGAUCCGCUGGUGAGGAGGACGAAGACGAUGCCGAGGACACAACCAUGGGGGACGCAGACGCGGAAGAUGAAGACGACAUCCCCGUAGCGCCGCGAAGGCUGCAAAGGAAGCAAGCCAGAGAGACCACGCCAACACCGACCCAGAACCCCGAGGUGCAGUCGAGUCCUGGGCUCUUCGUGUCUCCGGACCGCCAAUCACCCGUGAAACCUACUGAAGCCACACUAGCCGACGAUGGCUCGGAUUCCGACGCGUCGCUCCCCUCAUUGACCAAGAGCGCCAGGUUCCAGGCGCUGGUCGAGCGCAAGCGACAAGAGAGACUGGCCCGCGAGGCGGAGGACGAGAAGAAGCGCGCCGAACGCAUGGAACGCCAGCAGACCACGAAUGUCGAUCUCUUUGACGACGACGAGGACGCUGGCAACGUCUCCGACAUCACCGACGACGAGGGCGGCAGAAAGCUCAGCCAGGCCGUGAGGCCCGCAAGGAGGGCCGGCAAGAAGGCCGUCGAGGAGAUGCAGCGUGAAACGCAGCGCAUGGCGCGUAACAUGCAACUCGCCCACGAGGCCAAGACUAGGAAGAAGUUCACCAAGGCCGACUUUCUCCAGCGCUUCAACUAUGGAGCGCCGGCAAAGCCCGAUACACAAACACAACAGGCCUCGAGCUCGAGCCGGCCAACCACACCUGUUUCGGCUCACCAGACUGAUGCCGAGAUGAAGGACCCCGAAACGCCGCCCAGUUCUCCUCCUGUGGCUAAGGCCGCGUCCCCUGUUAAGCUUCAGGAACCAACGGCAGUUAUUCAACCUCCCACCUUUCCCCAGAAACAUGAUGAUGAAGAGAUACCUUCGCUCGACGACAUUUUCGAGGCAUCGCGGAGACUUGACAAAGGCAAAGGCAAGGCCGUUGCCUCUCCCCCAAAGAGCCCUGCUGAGGAGACGAAGCCAAAACGCCAUGUUCGCGUCAAGCUACCCGUCCUCUCGGCAAACCACGUAGUAAUCGACCUCGACGACGAUGACGACGAUCUUGAGAUUGCUGGCGGAAAGAAGAGCAAACUCGACGCCGUUUUCAGUAAAAUUCCGGAGAGGAAGGCCAACGAAUCCAACUCCCUCCACGCCCUGCGUCGACUCGCCCAGGUUGGCUCACCCAACAAGGAAAGAAAGCGAAAGUACGAAAAGCCAACCAUCACGGUUGGCCAGCUGCAGCUUACCCUGCAACAGCGAGCGCGCCAGCAGGCCAAAAUGGAGCGCGAGAAGCGUCUUGAAUACCUCAAGUCCAAGGGCAUCAUCGUCCAGACCGCGGAAGAACGUGAGCGCGAGAUGCAAGACGUCGAAGACAUCGUCACCAGGGCGAGGAGAGAAGCCGAAGAGAUCAUGGAGCGUGAGCGGGAAGCCGCCAAGAAGGAAAAGAAGGAGAAAAGGAAGAACGGCGAGCUCGACGCCUGGGAUGACAGCGAUGAUGAGGAGUGGGAAGCCUCUGACGCCGAGGCGGAAGGCGGUGUGGCUGUCGAGGUCGAGCUUUCUGGUUCUGAAGACGAGCAGGCUGAUGACGAAGAUGCCUCGGACGCCGAGGUUGAAGGCGUCGCCUUGUUCGACAACGAAGCCGAUGACAGUGGCUCGGAGCACCCCGAAGCCGACGGCGAGACCUUGGAGGAUCCUGCUGCCGACUCUGAAGACGACUUGAACCUCCCCACAAGGAACAUCCGCCGCUCGAAGAAGACCCAGGUCAUUUCUGACGACGAGGAUGAGGAUGAGGACAGGGUUGAGGCGACACCCAGACCAAAGACUGCGACCCAGCGCUCUCCCACUGCACCCAGCACCAAGUCGCCCGCUGUCCCUACUUCGGUCCUGCGUUCCGCGAAGAAGACAUUUAUCCCUGGACUUCCCGUCACGGGAGCCGCUGGCCUCGGCCUCACCCAGAUCUUCGCCGGCACCAUGGACGACAGCCAAGCAGCUCUGGGUACCAUGCCCUCUCAGUCGCCUAUGCCGGACUUCGACAGCCUCCCCGACUCCAACCUGAUCGGUUUCACCCAGGAGCACGACAGCAUGGUCUUCGAUAGUCAGGGCGGCGACACGCAGAGAGCCGAGACGCAGCAGGAAUCUGCGGACGGCGUGCACCUCCACUUUUCCCAAACCCAAGUGCACGGCUUCGACAGUCUUCUGCACGACGAGGAGCCUACUCAGUUUUCGAUCGACGCCACGCAGGAUGCUGGGCCCCAGGAUUACACGCCUCUGAAGCAGCGCUUCGUCGAGCCUUCUUCGACUAUCGAGACUAUGGUUCUUGACAAGGAUGGGGAAGUUGACUCGGUGCAAGACUCGCCCCUCGUUCGCAGGGGUAAGCUGCGCCGGAAGAUCGACGUCGCUGCGGCGGUCAUGGACGACGAAGACAACGAAGAUCCCAGGGCUAGCCCUGAAAUGGACGAGUUCGGCUUCAGGACGACAGCCUUCAACGUCAUGCAAGAUGCCGUCAAGAAGCAGAACGCGCUCAAGAAGGCACAGGACUACAACCGCAAGAAGAGCAAGGCCAAGGAGAUGGUGGAGGAGCAGGCCGAGGAGUCCGAGGACGAAUAUGCCGGCCUGGGAGGUGUCGACGGCGAGGACAGCGACGACGAUGACGCCGCCUCCGUCAAGGAGAUGAUUGACGACGAGGGGGGCAUGACUGCAGACGACGAGCGCAAGCUGGCUGCUCUUUACGCUGAGCGUGAGCGCGCAAGCGACGAGAAGAUGGUGGACAAGCUCUUCCACGAUGUCACGACGGGUAUGCUCCGGCGCAAACGCGGCGCCGACUACGACCUUUCGGACUCGGACGACGGCGGCGAGGCGCGGCGACGGAUGAAGCGCCGGCAGUUCCAGAAGAUGCAGCAGGCCCUCUUCACGGACGAGCGCAUCAAGAAAAUUGCCGAGAAGCCCGGCAACCAGGCCUUCCUCCGCACCAUUGAGGACCGCGGCAGCGACGAGGAGAUGGACUUCCUCGACUUCGCGCCCGAGCCGAUGGAGACGGACUCUCAGUCCCAGUCCCAGGAGCAGCGGCAGCAACAGCAACAGCAGACGGUGCCGGACAGCCAGGCACUCGCAGCAAACGCGACGAACAGGCCGCCCGCCAGCAUGCGUCGGACCAAGGAUGGGAGAAGACCCGCCAACCUCGGCGAGAUCCGCGAGUCCGUGUCAAGCUUGCUUGAGGACAUGAACGACGUCAUCCCGGCCACGGAUCCGAACUCGGAUAGCGAGGCCGAGGACGACGAGGAGGCGAUGCGUCCCCCGACGACGUCGUCCCGAAGCAACAAAGAAAACCGUUCGCCCGGCAGGAACCCGCGCCGUACGAACUCGCGCCACCAAAUCGUCGACCGCCUCACGCUCAAGCGCCAAGGCUCAUCCACCACGUCCGCGACCUCGACUACGCCCGCCUUCGCGGUGUCCAACGCCGCCGUGUCCACUUCCUCGGGUGGGAGCUUCAAGACCCCGACGCUCCUCCGCCGCGCGACGACGAACUCUUCUGUCCUCAGCUCGCAGGGCGGCAUCGGUGUGGGGGCAUCAGGCACCGCGCCCGCGGCGUUCUCCGCGCGAGGCGGCGGCGGCGGCGGGUUCGGCGACGACGGCAAGAUCAAGAAGAACGCGAGCAAGCGGUCCGGCGUCAGCGCGCUGGCGAGGGAGAACGAGCGGCGCGCGGCGGUGCAGGAGAACGAGAAGCGGAGAGAGGCGAGGAAGUGGAAGGGCGCCGAGAGGCGGCACCAGGCCGUCAACGGGCUCUUCGGGGCGGGCAAGUUUGAAUGA